Calypte anna (Anna's hummingbird) is the source of this 1243-nucleotide messenger RNA. Its product is annotated as corticosteroid 11-beta-dehydrogenase isozyme 1. Gene Ontology annotation, cellular component: endoplasmic reticulum membrane; intracellular membrane-bounded organelle. The coding region runs from base 243 to 1169 and encodes 308 amino acids. The transcript is spliced from 7 exons. Gene Ontology annotation, biological process: steroid catabolic process. The record is from RefSeq and is a predicted model, not a curated record. NCBI's taxonomy places the organism in Eukaryota, Metazoa, Chordata, Aves, Apodiformes, Trochilidae. Gene Ontology annotation, molecular function: steroid binding; 11-beta-hydroxysteroid dehydrogenase (NADP+) activity.
GGCAGAACCCAAACAGCACCCUGGGUUAGGCCGAGGUUUGCCAGCUCCCAUCGGGGUGCAACACAAAGGGUUUGCUUCACUUAUCCAACCCCCCCCGUGGUUUUCCAGUGCUUGGGAAGUUGCCGUUCCUCCGCUAACAGGUUUUAAAGGCUUGGCAUUGCUGCUUCCCUUUGGAGCGGCUCUGUAGAGGGAUUUUUUCCCUCUUUUCUCUUUCAUGCUUUAUUUCCUGCCUGCACAGUGGAAUGGCUUGGUUGCAAAAGAUUCUCAUUCCCUUUUUGGGACUGGUUUUGGCCUUCUGGUUUUAUUCUGCGAGGGAGAAUUUCAAACCGGAGAUGCUGAAAGGGAAGCGUGUGAUCGUCACCGGAGCCAGCACUGGGAUAGGAGAGCAGAUGGCAUAUCACCUGGCACGGAUGGGAGCCCACAUUCUGAUCACAGCACGGACAGAGGCCAAGCUGCAGAAAGUGGUGGAGCGGUGCCGGGAGUUGGGUGCAGCCUCGGCGCGGUACAUCAGCGGCACCAUGGAGGACAUGGCCUUUGCUGAGCGCGUGGUGAAGGAGGCAGGGACCCUGCUGGGAGGCCUGGACAUGCUGAUCCUGAACCACGUUGGCACAUCCUACUUUGGUUAUUUCAAUGGGGAUAUUGAGCACGUACGAAAGCUCCUGGAGAUCAACUUCCUCAGCUACGUGGCAAUGACCACGACAGCUCUGCCCAUGCUGAAGGAGAGCGAGGGCAGCAUCGUUGUGGUUUCAUCCAUGGCAGGUAAAGUUGGGUUUCCCUUUACGGCCCCCUACUCUGCAACUAAGUUUGCCUUGGAUGGAUUUUUCAGCUCCCUGAGGCAGGAAUUCACCAUUCAGAACAUUAAUGUUUCCAUCACUCUCUGCAUCCUUGGCUUCAUUGAUACUGACACCGCUGUUCGCGCCGCCUCGGAGCUGCUCUGGGUGAGCCCCGCGCCCCGCGCUCAGUGCGCUCUGGAGAUCCUGCGGGGGGCGGCCCUGAGGCGGCGGGAGCUCCACUACCGCUACGGCCCCACCCGCCUCCCGCUGCUGCUGCGCGACUGCGCCCCGGAGCUGCUGGACCGCAUGGUGCGGAGCCGGUACCGCCUGGACCGCCUGCAGCCCGCACCGACACCGAGCACCCCUCACACACACCGGACACAGCACCCAGGUUAAUGUUUGCUAAAUCACAGGAAGUGCAAAGCAAAGAUCCAGCAGGUAGCAGCAAGCUUGUGCAAGACAAAAAUCAU